AUGGCGCGUUCUGAGAUCGACACUCGAGCCCCCUUCAAGUCCGUCAAAGAAGCCGUCGCCUUGUUCGGCGAAAAAGUACUCGUCGGCGAAAUUUACGCUCCCAUGUUUCAACAGAUACGAGCGGCCCAGAGUGAAACUGGGAAUGUUCAGUCCAGAGAGGCCGAAUUGAAGGCUGAGAUCCAAGAAGCAAAACAGAGCCUUGAGAAAGCCAGAGAGGAAGCCAACUCGAUGUCUCGCUGCAUUAAGUCCCUCAAAGAAGAGCUCCAGCAGACUAAGAACGAAUUGCAGGAGGUGAAGGGGAGAGAGUUGAGGUUGCUGAAGCAGAGGGAUGAUCCCGAGAUUGAGGACCUCAAGUUCAUUGCCAAUGCGCCUGCCCAGGAAGAUGAUGAUGCCAAGGAGUUGCACAAGAAAAGAUACGUGAAAUUCGCCAGUCCUCCUGCAGCACUUGAACCCAUAGAGUCGCCACCUUCUCCAAACAAGCCUAAAAGAAGGCCGUCAAUGCCUCUCUCCCGAUGGCUUUUUGCUAGAAGAAAAGCCCAUCCAUGACCUGCUUGAUCACUCUUUCCCGUCUUCAUUACUAGCUCACAGCAUUAAGCUUGUCUUCGGGACGCCUCAUCCUCGAUCAGUCCCCCGUCUUCGCGUUCAAACAAAGAUCAACUAUUGUUAUUUUUUUCCCCCCGUAACCAUAUCAAUUUUGUAUCUCAUUUUGACUCACAUUUACAUAUCCACUACUCUGAGUUGGCUUUGGCUUAGAGCUAGGUCUGGUCUGUAGCAAAAAUUUAUUCACAAUGCAAUAAAAUAUCUGGUUCUCAGGUUGUUCAA
This is a messenger RNA of Neltuma alba, 822 nucleotides long. Its product is annotated as WEB family protein At3g51220-like. The record is from RefSeq and is a predicted model, not a curated record. Bases 1 to 546 code for a protein of 181 amino acids. Gene Ontology annotation, cellular component: cytosol. Gene Ontology annotation, biological process: chloroplast avoidance movement; chloroplast accumulation movement. The transcript has 2 exons. NCBI's taxonomy places the organism in Eukaryota, Viridiplantae, Streptophyta, Magnoliopsida, Fabales, Fabaceae.